AUGCACACUGCCCCAUCCAUAGGAUCAUGUCUAAAUAUAGUUUCGUCCUUACACGGACUCUCCACAGCUUGGAGCCCUCCAGUACCUGAGGAAGCUCCAAAGGCUCAACGUCAGAAGGAGGAGACCGUCCAGCCUGCCCCCAGAGUCCCCUCAACUCAGGCAGUAAAAGCAGCGCGCUCUGCUCAGGCGGACGCAGAGGGCCAGUCCACGCAGCCGGGACAGUCCAGCGUCCUGGACGUGCCUGACCCUGACCCUGUGCAGAUGGAGGAUGCCGAGACGCAGACAGGGAGAUGGACGCCCUUCAUAGAGACCAUCAAGAAGGAGGCCGAACACGCAGCCAUCAGCUCGAUGGAGGAACGCCUGCGCUUGGAGCGUCUGGAGACCGCACGGCUGGCCGAGGAGGUGGCUCGGCAGGCCGCUGAGAUGACCAUCAGGCAACUGGCCGAGGAGAAAGGGAUGAGUCUGGCCAUGCCAACACAAACCCAACUGGAGGAUCUGGAGGAGGAACUGGAGGAGGAACUGGAGCCAGAGUUACAGGUGCUGCAGCUGGAGGAGAGUGAGGGGGCAACCUCACAGAGUCUAAUAACAGAGUUACAGGUGCUGCAGCUGGAGGAGAGUGAGAGGGCAACCUCACAGAGUCUAAUAACAGAGUUACAGGUGCUGCAGCUGGAGGAGAGUGAGGGGGCAACCUCACAGAGUCUAAUAACAGAGUUACAGGUGCUGCAGCUGGAGGAGAGUGAGAGGGCAACCUCACAGAGUCUAAUAACAGAGUUACAGGUGCUGCAGCUGGAGGAGAGUGAGGGGGCAACCUCACAGAGUCUAAUAACAGAGUUACAGGUCCUGCAGCAGGAGGAGAGUGAGGUGGAGUUCACAGAGAAUGUUAUCACAGAGCGCCAGGAAGUGUGCUACGUUGAAGCAUUUCAACAAGUAGAAGAGGAGCUAGAGGAAGUGAUAGAACUUCCACCUGAACCGAAGCCGUCCGCAGAGGAGGCCGAGGAGGCUCCCUCACGCAGUGGCCAGGCCUCCCCUCAGCAGGAGCAGCCAGAGCCAGAGGAGGAGCAGCCAGAGGAGGAGCAGCCAGAGAAGGAGGAGGAGCCUUUGCCUCAGACACAGGAAGUCCCCUCACCUGUCAGAGUCGCGUCUCCUGUGCGGUCCCCGUCGGCUGAGCAGGAGCCUGCCCCAGAGCAGGAGAAGAGUGCUGAGCCAGAGCAGGCGGCCCCAGAGGCUGAGCCCGUCCCAGAGCAGCCGCAGGCAGCACCAGAGCCCGCUCCAGUCACAGAGCAGCCGCAGGCAGCAGCGGCCACCUCCUCUCCUCAGACCACCACUCAGGAGGCCGCACCUGCAGCAGAGGAGGAGGCUGGAGUUUCCGUGCGCUGUGACACGCUGAGGAGCUGUCUUGUGCACGUCCCUUACGGGCCGGAGUGUCUGAGCAGAGUGGAGCAGCUGAUGCAGGAGAACGACAUCGCCCCUCCGACGCUGCCCCGCGUCCCCGGCUCACUGGCUGAGCUGCAGCAGGAGUUCACCAAGCAGUUCCCUGGAGCCCAGCAGCUCUCGCAUGAGCUCUCAGAGCUGCCCCAGAACCUGUCCCACCAGUUCUCCCAGCUCCAGCAGCUGCCCCAGCAGUGCUCCCAGCAGGUCUCUCAGACCGCUCAACGGGUCACUCAACGGGUCACUCAGCUGACCCAACAGGUGUCCAGCCUGCCUCAGCAGAUAUCUAGUUUACCACAGCAGAUCAGUGUGCCGACAGAGCUGACCAGCAUAUCCCAGCAAAUCUCCAGCCUGCCCCAGCAGUUGUCCAAUCUACCGGCACACGCCUCCUCCUUGUCACAACGUGCCCAACAAUACUACUCGAACGUGGCCAAUCGCCUGAACAGCCUUAAGCCCCAGUAG
Molecule: messenger RNA, 1890 nt
Organism: Sardina pilchardus (European sardine)
Lineage: Eukaryota; Metazoa; Chordata; Actinopteri; Clupeiformes; Clupeidae
Product: involucrin-like
Exons: 12
Coding region: 1-1890 (629 amino acids)
Cellular component (GO): nucleus
Molecular function (GO): transcription cis-regulatory region binding
Source: RefSeq, a predicted model, not a curated record